GGGCGGCGCCCGCUGGUGCAGGAGGUGGCGUAGCGCUGACUGGCUGGGCCAGUCGGCUGCGGCACAGGCUGCAGAGACACUGAGCCGAAAGCUGGGUGGCCGGCGGGCUGCUAUCCCCUGGAGCAGCCUCUUCGCGCGACCCCGCACUCCCUUAACAACCGUGGGCCACGACAUUUGGUACACCAGUAAACUGCAGUGGGCGCAACCCUUUGAGCAGCAGCGCUCUCGGACAGGUUAGAUUGGGCGCAGGGGCAGGGCAGGCGAGGGAGCCGACUAAGGCCACAGAAAGAGCUCAAAUCAGGCCAUCUCCAACAAUGUCCGACGAGGCGUCUGCCACCACUUCCUAUGAGAAGUUUCUAACCCCGGAAGAACCUUUCCCGCUCCUGGGACCCCCUCGUGGGGUGGGCACCUGCCCCAGCGAGGAGCCAGGCUGCCUGGACAUCAGUGAUUUCGGCUGCCAGCUCUCCUCCUGCCAUCGUACUGAUCCGCUUCACCGCUUCCACACCAACAGGUGGAACCUAACUUCUUGUGGAACAAGUGUUGCCAGCUCAGAAUGCAGUGAGGAACUGUUUUCAUCAGUAUCUGUUGGAGAUCAAGAUGAUUGCUAUUCUCUGUUAGAUGAUCAAGAAUUCACUUCUUUUGAUUUAUUCCCUGAGGGUAGUGUCUGCAGCGAUGUCUCUUCUUCUAUCAGCACUUACUGGGAUUGGUCAGAUAGUGAGUUUGAAUGGCAGUUGCCAGGCAGUGACAUUGCUAGUGGGAGUGAUGUGCUUUCUGAUGUCAUACCAAGUAUUCCGAGUUCACCUUGCCUGCUUCCUAAAAAGAAAAACAAGCACCAGAAUUUAGAUGAGCUUCCUUGGAGUGCAAUGACAAAUGAUGAGCAGGUGGAAUAUAUUGAAUAUCUGAGUCGUAAAGUCAGUACUGAGAUGGGUCUUCGGGAGCAACUUGAUAUUAUUAAAAUCAUUGAUCCUUCUGCUCAAAUCUCCCCUACAGACAGUGAGUUUAUUAUUGAACUUAACUGUCUUACAGAUGAAAAACUGAAACAGGUCAGAAACUAUAUCAAGGAGCAUAGUCCUCGUCAACGACCUGCAAGAGAGGCCUGGAAGAGAAGCAACUUCAGUUGUGCAAGCACCAGUGGAGUGAGUGGUGCCAGUGCCAGUGCCAGCAGCAGCAGUGCCAGCAUGGUCAGUUCUGCAAGCAGCAGUGGGUCCAGUGUUGGAAACUCUGCUUCAAACUCCAGUGCCAACAUGAGUCGAGCACACAGUGACAGCAACCUGUCUACAAGUGCAGCAGAGCGGAUUCGAGAUUCAAAAAAGCGAUCCAAGCAGCGGAAAUUACAGCAGAAGGCCUUCCGCAAGAGGCAGCUGAAGGAGCAGAGGCAGGCCCGGAAAGAGAGGCUGAGUGGGCUCUUCCUCAAUGAAGAGGUGCUGUCCUUGAAAGUGACUGAGGAAGACCAUGAAGCAGAUGUUGAUGUUUUGAUGUAAUAAGGAUUAAUUUAUCACCAUUCUUUCUAAGCAUUAGUCUAUCCUUAUUGGUUUACAUGCAUCUUGACCAAAAUUUUGGUUAGGGCUUUGCUGAUGUACCAUUAAUUAUUUAGACUAGUGGUUGUCAGAGGGUGGUUCCAGAACCUGCAACUUCAAUGUCACAUGAAAAAUUGUUAGGAAUGUGUACUGUGGAGACACAUUCCAGAUUUAGUGAAUCAGAAACACCAGACGAGGAAUACAACAAUUUUAUGUUAACCAGUGCCAGGUUAUUCUGAUACAUAUUCUUGCUUAAGAACUACUGGUUUAAUUUUUUGGCUGUUGAAAUCUUAUGGUGAUUAAGUGGGCUUUUUAAAAGACUAGUACUUCUACAGUUUAGGAGAUAUUCAAGGUACUGCUGACUUGUAGUUUAUUAUGUCAGUGUGAGUGUGUGUGUGUAAGAGAGAGAGAGAGAGACAGACAGAUCGAGAUCAUAAUUCAGUUCUUAAUGUUAUAGUUCCUUAGUUUACUUUUUCUAAAGGGCCAUAGCAUAAUUCUCACUGGUAGAAAUCUUUUUUGAGACAGAAUGAGGGUUAUACAUAUGCGAGGUAUGGAUUGCUGUUUACAAUAGUGCCUUCAUUAGGUUUAGUUUUGUUUGCAUUCAUUAUUAAUUCAAAUGAAUAAGAAUAGGCUGUAAUCUUUUUUCCAGUUCGACUUGUUUUUCUUUUUGUUUCUACUUUAUGUGAAAUCAAUCCUUUCUAUAAGUGAUGACUACUGAGAAAAUAAUAUUACUAGUGUCUAAAUUUUAGGCUUAUGCUGUUUUGAUUAGUAUUCAAAUAGAGAAGUCAUGUAGGCAAAGCAGUCAAUUCUACUUUUCUAUUGCUUUCUGAAAUUUUAGGCUAUUAUCUCAAAGAUAGAAAAUUUCAAUCUCUCCCUCUCUCCCUCUCUCUUCCCUUCCUAACCUUCCUCCUUGUCUUCCUGGCUCCCUUAUUCUUUUUCCUAUUCUUAUUCCAGCACAGCUUUAAUUUUUAAAUACUUAGUAUAACAUGUUUAAGGAUGUGAAGAAGUUAGUGUUCAGAGUUAACCAACAAUACUUUUAGGAUCCUGCUGAAAUUCUCUGUAAAUUUCUCUAAGUAUACAGAGGAGUGAAAAAUAUAAAAGACACCUUACGAAUUUUUAAUGAAACUGAUUUUAAUUGUGAAAUUGUGAAACUUCUUUAAGUGUUUUUCACAGCUUGUUAAUUUAGAAAUAGUGAUUCCUUUUCUUCUACCACAUCUUUAGACAUACACAUGAGUUGAAGAUGUAAAUUGAUACUACUGACAAUCAAGCUGCUUUGUGACAUUCAUAAGUUUUGCUUUUAUUGUGGGAUAAAGUUUAGGAGGUAAUCAUGGUUCUGUAGGAAGAGUUGUAGUCAGUAUUUUUUUAAAUUCUAGAAUCCAGAAGUUACAUUGAUUUCUACUUUUUAAAAAAAAUCAUUCACUUGUUAAAAACAUUAACUAUUUAAACUCUUGUUUGAUAGAAAAUUUUAAACUUUGCUUACAAUCAGGUAUGUGUAAAUUUUGAUUUCAUUUCAGUUCCUGGAAGGUUUAAGAACUGAAACUGAGGACAGAAAUACAUUGCUGCUUAGCUUAGGUUUGUGGUAUGGUUGUAACCUUUUGAAGACUACUAAAGCCAGAAUUUAAAGUUUUAUUAAAAUAAAAGUAAAAGCUUUGUGUUUUUCAGCUGUUUUGGCUUUCCUUCUGUCCCCUCUUUGCUAUUCCUGGCCAGCUUAGAUGGCUGAAAAAGAGUUUGGGAUAGACCCCAGAAUAUUCAGAGGAAGGCGGAUAGAGUCAACCUUGUUUUGAUUUUUGAGUAUAGUAAGAGCUCAAAGGGAAAGAAGUAAAAAUACAUCUGAAUUCUCUGCCUGCUUUUAGCAAAAGCAAAGUCCCUCAAAGUGAUUGCCUCCUCUCUUUACCUAUUUUUCAAAUAAAAUAAGCCACAUUUGGAGACUGCAGCAUAGCAUUUUUAUCUCUCAAAUACUUAGAAUUUUUUUACUUGACAGUGAUCAGUAAAAGGAAAUCCUAAACAGGAUUGUAAUGUACUGUCAUUUAAAACCAAUUCCUCUAUUCUCCCAACAAUCACAGUCUUACUACCUUACAUUUAACUUAAGUUACUAUUGAACAAGUUUACCAAAGUGCCACAAAGCAUAUUUUGAAAUUGGCAAAGGUUCUGUUGCUCAUAGAAGUGUGACAUGAAAUUUUGUAUAAAUUUGGGUGCACUACAGUUUUACAGUUGUGUAAAUUAGAGCCAGCCUAUAAAAUUAAUUUGGAGGUAAUUGGAGAAAAUUCUUUUGGUUAAAAGAAUAAAAUCAAGCAAUUUGGGUUUGUUUAUGAUCUAAGAGAGAGAUUCAAAAGUCUUAAUCCCUCCAACAAAGAAAUUAGCACAAAGAGGCAUCAACAGAAACAUGUUUUGUCUUCUGCUAUGAUUUUUAUGUGCAUUAAUGCCUCAUAAGUUUGAUGGAUCAUUUUUGGAGUAAGUAGUAGUUUAUUCAAUCUGCUAUCUCUGAGUUUCUUUUAAAUCCAGCUCAGUAUUUUCCUUUUUAGAUAUAAACCAAAAAUUAACCAAUUAAUAAAAAGGCAAGUAGUAUUUGCCCUGCAUUGAUUCCCAUCUGUAGAGAACUAGCAUUGGGACAAAUAAGUCUCUUUAAAAAUAAACCUUGUUAACUGAAGUCGUGAUAAAGUCUCCUUAAUUUUAUAUAGAGACCUCUUAUUAGAGGUCUUUUAAUAGUAUGUCAGCCCCUACCAUAGCUUUUAGAAGUAUAACCUGCAGUUAAAUAAUAUGCCAUGUAUUUUUCUACAGUUUUGCAACUGAUAAAAGCAAGGCCGUUUACUAUAAUGUAUAUUGGGAUAUAUAAAGGGCCAGCAUGUUUGGUCUCAACAAGAAUUUAAAGUAAAGUAAUACUUUGUUUGAAAUGAAAUUUAUUGAAUGCCAGCCAUUUAGUCCAGUUCAUUUGUCCCUUGGAUAAAUUAGACAUUCCUAAAUGAAUCCCAGAAAGUGACAUAUAAAACAGUGACUCUAUUAUAGAUUGGAUGGACAACUAAUUUUAUUUAGUUUUUAAAAGUGCUAAAUCCCUUCAUAAAGGAUAAAUUACAAGAAAUUAUUGUAUAAAGGUAUCUAGGAUGAGCUUUAAAACUUGUAAAAUUUAUCAUAUAUCUUUGUAUUUAAGCCAAAAAGGUUAGUACAUAAACAGUAUAGAAGUUUGGUUUGUUUUAAUGUUUUUUGGUAGACUCUUUGUUCAUGGUUUACUCUCUGUAGCCUCAUGUGCCUUAAUGGUGGUGAACUGUGUACUUUUCUGUGAAUGUCAGGUUUUUCAAAAUUUAAAAAUAAUCUGAAUGUUAAAAUUUGUUUUGUGGAAUGCCUAUGGUGUUUGGAUAUCAGUAAACAAAACCAUUAAAUUAAGAAUAAUAGAGUAUCAAAACAUAAACCUUAAGAUCCUUAAUUUAAUUUGCAUUCCAUUCCUUUGAUAAUCUUUUAGCUCUUCUAUUUUCAAGAAGAUGGUUAUUUGGAAUUGAUGGGGGCUACUUAAAGUCAGUUUAUAGCUUGGGGUAUUUGAUAGUAAAAAUUUCAAUUGCAUUAAAUAGUAGUGUUGAUGAUGAGUUCACUGACAUUCAACAUGUUUAAUUAGAAGUAAAAUUAAUCCCAAAAAGGACUAUUAGGAAAUAUUUGUAUGCACGUGUACUGUGGUAACUGGAUUAGUUUUAAGUCAGAUAAUCUAAGAUAAAUUUUAUCUUAAAAAUGAAGUGGGUAUAAUAAAAGUGGAUAAGAAUCACCUGAGAGAUAUUUUGAGCUAGGCAUCUCUGUUAGCAUAGUAUCUGGAAAAUAUUCCUUACAAUCUUUGUCUUAUUUCAUUGGAACAUAAAUUUACUUCAUUGUGGAAGCAUAUUUGACCUCCUAACUGGCUAUUAAGAUUAAGGAAGUUGCAUGGUAUAGCUGAAGAUCUGAACUGACUCACUAAAAUUUUAUUUUUAAAUAUUAAAAUUACUGUAUUUUUUCAUCUCCCUCUAUCUUUUAAAGUAUGUUUAAAUUACAUUUUAAUUUAAUGUUUAUGCCAGACUCAGAAACAUUGGUUUGGUUUUCACUGUAUUUAAUAUGUAAUACUUUUUCUUUACUGUCAGAUUUCUUCUGUUACAGGUUUGUGAUCAGUAGAGCCUGUGGAAAUAUAUAUUCUUUUUUGUAGUGAGAGAAAGGGGUGAAAAAAAAGAGAACUGAUUGAUUUGAUUAUGUAAAGUUAAUAAAAUUAAUCAUUUUACAAUUUGCCUAUGUAAAAUUGACAAGUUAAUGCCUACUAUUCAAGGAACAGUGCCCUGUAGCCAUGACUAGUUUUGUAGAGCUGCUUCCUCUCUUAUAGUAGCUGACCUCUUGGAUUAAAAUUGACACUUUAGAGUUAGGUUAAUCAGGCUGAGGCUUUUAAGAAAGGAGCAAAUAAUAUCUGUUCAUGUAGUAGGUGAAUUUUAUUUCCUGUGUACUUUUAUUUAGAAAUAAGUACUAUCCAUUCUAAAUCUGUGUUGGAAAUAUAAUAGAACUGCUAUCAAAGAGAUAAUAACAGUAAAUGCAAGUAUAUGUAAAACAUUUCAAAACUGGUUAAAAAUUUCAAAUCAUUGGAGGGUUUUUUGUCUGUUUUUUAGUUUCAAAGAUUAGUUAUGUAGCAUCAAUAUCAUAACCAAAGCAAGUAGGAAGUUAAGUGGUUUGGAGAGUCAAGUAGUUUUAAAUACUGUAAUAGAUCAUUAACCAGGAUUUUUCCUGUAUUUCUGCUAAAUGUAUUACUAUAUUAAUGCACUUUUGAAUAUAUAACUGUCUUCUGUAUAUUCUGUACUUACUACAGUGUAUAUAAAGCCUGUUUUUCCUGAAUUUGUGAGGGAAUAACAAUCGUAACACAGCUUCUUUGUAUUUUGAGUUCCUUCUUGUACUUGAAAGUAGAUAAAUUUAAAUAUGUAUGUAUGGUUGUAAUUAAAACUGGCUGCGUGGCAGAGCUAAUUGAAUAUCAGGACGAGAAGUGUGAUUUUAGUUAUUAAGAACUCAUACCAUUUUUAUUGUUCUUUUGUUGUACCUCAAGUUUCUACAAACCUCACUGCUGCUUACUUCUUUAUACUUCUUAAUGAGCUCCUUUCAUGCUUCAUCCUAGACUGUUUACCAGCAGAGAAAAGUUAACCUCUUUUCUUUUGCUCAGUUUGGUUAGGAUUUCAUAAACUUUUGAAUUUUGUUUUAUUGUGUUUAUUUGAGAGCCUCAAUUCCCAUGUCAUUGGCAGAAUGUUUUUUUCUGAGAGAUCAGAUUUCAAGAGAUUUAUAUUCAUAAUAAAUGAAAGCUAGGCAUUAUUUUUGUUGAUAAAAAGAAUUGAUUUCCUUAAGAUUUCUUAAAGAUUACUCUAGAAUCUUUUUCAAUUAAGAUUUUGUGAAAGAAAUAUCUGGCAGUUUAGUGUAUAUAGGAACAAUUCAGCUGUUCAGCAGCAGCUUUGUCUCGCCACUAGAGGGAGGUCUGUGAUUGUUCUCCCCUUUGAAAAAGGUUAUAGCUGCUUUUUUUUUUUUUUUUUUUAGAAGUUAACAGAUCUUUUUUCUCAAAAUUCCUUUUGUGGUAUUAAAUAUUUUCAUUUAAUAGUCAAAGGUUAAUUAAGCUUGUUUAAUGAAGCCAGUCUUAUGCUUUUCUGUAUCCUUCAAUUUUUAAUAAAUGUGAAUUAGAUAUCAAGUGAAA
Messenger RNA from Cavia porcellus (domestic guinea pig), 7182 nucleotides. It is a transcript of the gene Fam199x, whose product is annotated as family with sequence similarity 199, X-linked. The record is from RefSeq and is a predicted model, not a curated record. Lineage: Eukaryota; Metazoa; Chordata; Mammalia; Rodentia; Caviidae. Bases 315 to 1481 code for a protein of 388 amino acids. The transcript is spliced from 6 exons.